Messenger RNA from Polyodon spathula (Mississippi paddlefish), 1029 nucleotides. RefSeq lists its product as uncharacterized. The transcript is spliced from 2 exons. The record is from RefSeq and is a predicted model, not a curated record. The coding region runs from base 233 to 910 and encodes 225 amino acids. NCBI's taxonomy places the organism in Eukaryota, Metazoa, Chordata, Actinopteri, Acipenseriformes, Polyodontidae.
AGGAGCAGAGCAAGUGCAGAGGCUGCAUUCCAUCUAGAGAUUCUUAAGAUUAGGAGGACUGGUAUCUAAAGUGUGUCAUCAAGAAAAAGUAAAUGUGAGAAAACGCCUGCAAAUCUUUUUUCAGUUUUCUUAUAAAGGUGGCAAAAUGUUACAAAAGAAAAAAAAGAUUGCAGCCCACGAGUAACUAGAGAUGCAAGCGACCAUGCAGGAAUGCUGAGACAACUCUCUCAAAAUGGUUUCCCCGACACCCCAGUUUCCUUUCUUGAUAAGCACUCUGAGUCUCUGUACAGUCCUUGUACCCCUCGCUGCAGCUAAACCCCACAACAGCACCCUCAUCUACCACAACAACAACAACAGCAUCCGCAACUGCAGCUGCGCCUCCAGGGUCGAGGACUGCAACAAAGCCCAGGCCAACAUGCUGUGCAGCUGCAGGACGGUCCCUCUGUCCAGCAUCACAGGCAGCACAGGGUUUACCUAUCAGGGGGGGCUGACUGUUUGGCUGAAAGACCCAUGGGUACUCAGGCUGCUGGUUAACUACAGUUCUGUGCCUGAUCUCAGGCUUGCCGCAUGUGGGUUCAAUCCCCUCCCCGCCGAGUACCUGACCGUGUUCGGAUUAAAGAGGUUGAGGAUAUACAACAGCGCCGAGGGGGUGGAGUUCCCAGAGCAAGGUCUCAGCAUAGAAGGCUUGGAGAAAGCUAGAGGCAAACAAAGACCAUUGCCUCAAGAGACCCCACACAUGUCCUUCAUGGUUUCCUUUCUGGACCUGGCCCUACUUAACGGUGCCUCUUCUCUUAAAGCCUACAGUGUGAAACAUCUCCCCAGCAUUGGGGAAUAUUUCCCAAACCUCCUCUUCCCCAGCCCCUUUGAGCCAGCUGACGGCCAACACUGCCUUGUCACCUUCAUCUACUAACAUUAAACUAAUAAUUUAAAAAAAAAAAAUGUUUUAUGAAUCACCAGCGUUAGAAAGGCAAUUGAGAACCAUGUGAUAUGUCUCCAUUGAACAUAAAUGAUGUGAAUUUUCUGUAAAGC